AUGGAGGUAGGUCAACCUACAGUAAUCAGAAAAUUAUCUAGUUUUCUUUCAGUUGUCAUCAAUUUUAUUCGAAAAACUUCACGUAAUCACAUUUUUCACUAUCUUUAUCUCAAUUAUUUUCAUUUGUGAUAAGAAAAAGAAACCAGCAAAUAAAAGUGUAACUUCAACAUCUCAAUCUGUUUCAAAAUCAACAACUGUAACACCCCCAAAUGAUCCGAAAUCAAAAGAAGCUGUUGUUCCAACUGCACCUGAUGCAGCACCGAAGUCGAAAGCACCGGCAGCUCCAACAGCAGCAAAUGGAGCACCAAAAUCAACAAAAUCUAAGAAGGCGAAAUCUUCGAAAUCGAAAAAGGAUAAGAAAACAGAAGAUGAUGGAGGUUAUGAAAAUUGUGCGGAUAUGACACCGGAAGAAUUGAAAAAAAUUGCCGAUGGAGCAAAAUAA
Molecule: messenger RNA, 442 nt
Organism: Caenorhabditis angaria
Lineage: Eukaryota; Metazoa; Nematoda; Chromadorea; Rhabditida; Rhabditidae
Source: the annotation of a GenBank genome assembly